Liolophura sinensis is the source of this 5033-nucleotide messenger RNA. Its product is annotated as GTP-binding protein Rit1-like. The record is from RefSeq and is a predicted model, not a curated record. Gene Ontology annotation, biological process: signal transduction. Bases 76 to 729 code for a protein of 217 amino acids. Gene Ontology annotation, cellular component: membrane. Gene Ontology annotation, molecular function: GTPase activity; GTP binding. Lineage: Eukaryota; Metazoa; Mollusca; Polyplacophora; Chitonida; Chitonidae. The transcript is spliced from 5 exons.
UACUACGAUGGCUACGCUGCAGAAAUCGCCAUGACGGUCGUGUGAAAAUGUGUUGAAAGCAUUCUUGCUGUGAAAAUGAGCGCUGGAUCGUCGAAUUCUAAGGGCCCCCGGCUCUUCAAGGUCGUCAUUUUGGGCGACGGUGGCGUCGGUAAAAGUGCUCUGGUGAUGCAGUUUGUUUGUCACAGAUUUUUGGACUAUCAUGACCCAACCAUUGAGGAUGCAUACCAGCAGCAAGCCAGGAUUGAUGGAGAACCAGCACAACUGGAUAUCUUAGACACAGCUGGACAGCCGGAAUUUACAGCAAUGAGGGAACAGUACAUGAGGAAAGGGGAAGGCUUCAUUAUCUGUUACUCCAUCACAGACAGACGAAGCUUUGAAGAAGUUGUGGCAUAUAAAAAAUUAAUUGAUCGUGUUCGGAACCGAGAAGAUAUUCCAUUUGUUGUCGCUGGAAACAAAUGUGAUCUGGAAGAUAUGAGAAAGGUAUCGGCUGAAGAAGGAACUGAUUUGGCUCGUCAGUUUGGGGUACCUUUCUAUGAAACCUCUGCAGCUUGGAGACAGUGUGUAGAUGAUGUGUUUCAUGGAUUGGUUCGUGAAAUUCGACGCAAGGAGCGAGAGACUACAUCGGCCACGGAAAAGCAUAGCCGGCGACAAAAUCGGAUAAAAAGAGUGCAAGCCUUUUUCAAGCGCAUGAACUUCUUCAAGAGAGAAGGCUCUGCUGAUAGAACUUGACAUGGUUUUGAGCUUUGGUGGUGCAAAGGGAAGAUGAGUGAAAGUGCAAUAUGUUUCAUACAGAUGGAUUUUUUUAUUAUUGUUAUUUUUUUUUUUUUUUUUUUUUCCAUUUACUGGUGAUAUUUGCUCCUUUGGACAAUUUAUUUAUGUUGGGAAUUUUUGUUUUAAAUGACGAAAAUGUUGUGUUGUUCUCAGAGAAUUUGUUUACAUGAAAGUUAAAAAGGAAACAAAUGUUCUAUGAGAUCAAGAUGAUUUCAUUAUAAAUAAUUCUGUGCGUUUUAUACAUUUAUUUCUAAUUUUGCAGAGUUUGGAAAUGUUACUGUACUACUGUCGUACACAGUGUAUCACAAGUGUGUACACAGGUGUACAGUGUAUCACCAGUUUGUACACAUGUGUACACAGUCCAUCACCAGUGUUUACCCAGGUGUAGACAGUGUAUCACCAGUAAUUUCAGGGAAUUUUCACCAGCUUUGUACUGCAUUGUGAAAAAUUCUGUUUGAACUUGCAGGUAUGCCUUUUGUUCGUUUUCUUUUUGUACUCUGAUGUUGAAGGAUACAAAUCCUUUUGCCAUAACAUGGAUUAAUUUUGUGUCAAGGUUUAUUUACUGCCAGAGAUUUAAAUGUAAACCCUAGCUGCAGAUACAGUUCAGAAAGUUAUGUAUUUGGAUUACAUUGCAGUACUUCCAAGUACAUGUAAGUUAAUAGGUAAAGUUGUGAUGAGUUUACAGCUCACGACCACAGAUCAUUUUUGUGUAAAACAAAACAAGAAAAACUCUGAAUAUGGAAGUCAACAUAUUUGGUAUUCAUAGCCUGUGUAUAUAUAUACUGAAUUUUCUUUUUUCUGCAUAUUCCUGCAGAUGGCUACAAAAUUACGCCGAAAUAUAGAAUACCAAAUAUGUUGACUUGAAUAUUUUCAGUUUUCCUUAUUUUGGUUUUAUCGCUCAUGUCAGUAACAUAAAUUUAGUACACCUGUAUUUACAUUGCCUGAUGAUGGAACUUUAAUACUCCAUAGCUGAAGAUCUAUCAACUUAACAUGAACUGUUCUGCUGUUCUAGGAGUGACAUUGCUGGUUUCAAAGGUUCAGUGCAGCAAGCGUAGGUGAAAACUGCUGCUUUUACCUGGCAUUAAUCCUGUAAGCUAGAAAGGAAAUUGUUGCAGAUGAGAAUUAAGAAAGUGCCUGAAAUGAUAAAAUUCAUUUUUAUCAAAAAUGACAUACUCAAGCAGUUUUUUUAUUGAGCAAUUGUUACGUUGCACUGAUAAAGAAGUUUUCUGACAAUUCUGUUUGUCAGGUUUGUGAAAUGUCCUUACAAGAAUAUGCUAAACUUUUUCCUGCUGUGUAGAUGAUUGCACUAUCAAAGCCUAAUUCAGAUCAUAUUGGUAAAUUGAGUACUACUGCUGAAUUAGUUCAGAAACUGAAAUUUAUCGAGUGGUGUAGUCUGGGAGGUUUGUAACCUCAAAAGUUCUAAAUGUAUGUUAUCUUACAUAUAGGUAUAUGAAGCUAUCAGCGUUAUUAUUUCUGUCAUUACUAACUAUUCACUUUUGCUCCAUCUUGACCGAGUAGACCGAGUUGACUAGGCUGGCUGAGCUGGCCGAGCUGGCCGAGCAGACCAAUGGCUUAUGCAAUGCAGUUUCAGGUUUAAACUCUGCUCCAGCUUGUUCCACUGUGGCUUUAAGUCAGGUGGUUCGUCAGACAUCUUGUGAGGUCAUUUAAUUAUAACAUUGGCUAUAGUUCUCCUUUCCAUAGCUGCAGUGGGUAUUGAAGCCAUUUAGGUUUUAAUAUGACAUGUAAUUUAUCCUACCACUAUUAGGGAUACUGUAUUUUGUCCACUGUUCAUGAGAACUAACUUUAUAAAUGUUUAUGUGUGGGAAUUGGCGUAUGUUAAGGAAAACUUUCAGGAUGAUUGGUAACUUUUACACUACAGACAUGCACAUAUGUAAACUGUAGUGAUUAUAUGUCGGCCUACAUGUACACUUCAGUCCAUGUAUUUACACCAUUUUUUCUUCCAUGCACAUUAUAUGUGUGAAAGUACAUGUAAUUGUUUUAGAAAACUUUACGUGAUGAUAUUAAAUGCUCAGAUCAGGUGACAUCUGUUUGCUCCAUGGAGAGUUUUUGAUAUGAUGACAUUCUUGAUGUAGUUUUCAUAUGUUUAUUUUACCUUGUUGACUGAUGAUUUUGUAAGUACCUAUAUAUUUUGUGAUUUCUCUAGUCAGCUAUAUUCGUUAAGAUGAGAUAGCCUGGUUCAGUUUCACAUUUAGUAAGCUGACCAUUUAAAAUGUAUAUGUAUACCUAAACUAUAUGAUUUUUUAAAGAGUUUUGUGGCAGUAUUUUGCUUAAUUAAAGAAAUAGUUUUAAUUUUGAAAGGCUAACAGUGGAUAGAUGUAAAUGUGUACAGGAAGAAUGUUGAUAUCACUUCUACUUUUUGGGGAAAAAUUUGUUUCAUGUAUGUUUCGAAAUAGGCGGGAAAAAUAAUUUAUAACCUUGUAGACUUUUGCAGGAAUGGUGUAAAUUGGGAGAUCAUAAAUUCUGGUUUCUCUGGUAAUACUACAUAUUAAGUAGAGGAUUAUGUUCACCAGUAGUCAUUGUUUAUUAGUGCUAGUCAUGAGAACUCAUAUAAAUACUAUAUGUAUUGAACUUUAGAAGAUUCAGUGAAGAAGUCUGAAUUUACAGUAAGGAGAAUUUGUUACUGUUGCACAUAUUUCAUGUUAAGGUUUCUUGUUAUAUUUAUAUAUAUGCGCUUCUAUUUAUUCACACUUCUGGUUUGUGUGUGUGUGCGUGUGCAUGUUUGUAUAUGUACAUGUAUUGAUAUUGUGGUGUUUAUAUAUGAAGGUACAUGAAAGUUGAGUGCCAUGUACCCAGUAGAUAGUAGGUCUAAUGUUAUUCUGGAAACAUGCAUUAUACCGCAUGUGAUUGUGUAAUAAUACUUAUGAUUUUGUAAUGUCCCAAUGUCCGAUGUAUUACACAUGGUAUUGUUUGGACAUAUAUAGCAUGUGUUCAUGUAUGUAAUAUUAUGGAUAGGAUACCGUACACAACUUUGUGUUUAUGAAUGAGAAAGGAAAAAGACAAGUGAAGUUAACCAUUACUUGUAGUGGAGAUAACACACACAUGUAUAAGUAAAAAUACACAUAUAACAUGUGGAGUUUUAUUAAACAGAAUUAAAAGCAUUCAAACAUUUAAAUUAGAAUGUACUAUGUCAAAGGUAUAUACACAUUUAAAUUGAUUUCAUUAUGUCUAAAAAAAAGUGCAUGUACUGCUACCCAUAUUUCAUAGAGUUUUCAGUGGCCUGUCUGAUGAUUGUUUCAAAAUUUAAUUUCUUUUUUGUAAAAGCUAGACUUUAGAAUGCAAUAUGUGCUGCAAAUAUGGCACUGAGCUUCACUCAGUUAUUUAUUUAUUUACUUGUCUUUUAAGAGUCAGUGACAAAACCUGAACUGACAGCCUGUAUUAUAGGCACUUAUAUGGUUUUAACAUAGGUAUUCCAUUUUCUUGCACAAGGUAAAUUAAUAUCUCUAAAAUAUUAUGUAAAUUGACUGCAAGUUGAUACAUUUACCAGUCUGGUACUGUGGAUAGAUUAUAUCAUAACUGUCCACCCACCAUAAUGCUGGCCGCUGUCGUAUAAGUGAAAUAUUCUUGAGUACAGCGUAAAACACCAAUCAAAUAAAAAAAUAAGUACAUCAUAACUGUAAUGCACAUUAGAUAAUCAUGUAUAUGUGCACAUUUGUAUACAUAUGUCGCCUCACAACAUAACCAUCAGGUAAAAAAGAAUGCACACGUUGCCUCCCUUGUUUUUGUAUUUGGCAAUGUCCAUGCAUGCAGUGACCACUGUAGCCAUUUGUUCCAGUUGUCCUUAUACUUGUACAGAGGUUUUAUCCACAUUACUAUGCAGAGAAAAUAUAACACCAGUCAUCUGACAUGAGUGAUAAACUGUGGUUUUCAUAGUUCAUGUGUACUUGUGUAUACAUGUCAAACACCAGGUAUAUAUAGACACUUUUAAUCAGUUUUACAUAUAUGACUUGAAUAUUUGAGUAAUGUAUUGAAUGGGCUAUGAUGAACCUACUUAAUGAGACAAACAUGUACAUGUAGGCGGGUCGCCUAUCCAUUUGUAAGCACGGGGUAUAAGUACCUCAAUACUUCAGUACAUAAGCAAUUUUUUGAUCAGUGCCUAUAACAGUCAUGAAAGCACUUGUAUGUGUUGUUCUGGUGAAGAAUGUCUCUCAAUUUGAACACAUUUAUACCUGUAACAUGUAGAUCUUACAAUACAGUAACAUUGUAUGCUGUGUGACUGAAUAAACCAGUACUAAUCAUUUGAA